AACGGUGUGCUCUGAAUGAGAAGGUAGGGCGUAUCUAGCUUUCUUCAGUUUGUAGAGAACUAUGUAGUAUAGAAUCCGGGUCCACACAACCCGUAGCUAGCGGAGGGAGUUCACACGUAGUGCCUCGAUACUGCCUGCAACGACGACUUUGAUACCCAUCCAAUGGAUGUUUCAACCUAGCGGACAAACUCCAGAUGCGGGGAUUGAGGGUCUAGACGGACGUUUGCUGAAGGAACAUCACACUCAAAUAAACGGCCACAAGUGACGAGUCCCCCAGAUCAUGCAACAGCCGUUGAGACGAUUGGGCACCCUCGCCGCUUCGCAAGUCCGCAAUGCCGACGGACCAACACGUUUGCAUAACCAAAUCUCGGGUACUGACAAAAGAACUGCUAUUGAGCGGGGGGGUUCGAUUAUGUACAACGGGAAUGGCCUCCCCAAAAAGAAAACUGCUCUCGUUUGCGCCGGCCCUCCCCCCAGAUCAGGCACAAAAAAAAAGAAAUUACAAAAACGUAUAUCCUCCCUCACAGCCCAUUCUCCGUGACCAGAUUCGGCGUCAACGUGCCGUCCGCACCCUUUCUGAUCCCCGCCUGCUGAUUCUUCUCGGCGUCCCGCUUGGCAGGGUCGUGUUCCGCGUACGCGGCGAGGGUGGCGUCCCGCGUGGUGGAGGCUGCGGCGAUGGUUGUGGUGUCGAAGGCGAUGGUGGGUGGGGUGGAGGUAAUGGGUGGGGUUGCGAGGGGGUUGGUGGGUUGUUGGGUGGUGGUGGGAUGGGUGGACAUUUUGUUGAGAUGUGGGCGUGCGAGAUGCGGGGUGGUUUGUUCUUUUGUGCUUUUGGGUGGUGGCCUUUUGGGGUGAGAGUGAAGUCUUGACUGCUUCUUCCUUUUUGGUUUGGUCCAAUCUGGAAUGAGGUUUGCUAUCCGGGGCCGGCCUGCCUCCUUGGGCUUUUUAUAUACGUAGCAGUCCAAAACGUACAGUACAAUACAGUAGGUCCGACGGGCGCGUGAAAUUG
This is a messenger RNA of Fimicolochytrium jonesii, 1006 nucleotides long. RefSeq lists its product as uncharacterized. The record is from RefSeq and is a predicted model, not a curated record. Bases 333 to 866 code for a protein of 177 amino acids. The transcript has a single exon. Lineage: Eukaryota; Fungi; Chytridiomycota; Chytridiomycetes; Spizellomycetales; Powellomycetaceae.